AUGGCACACUCUCCGCCCCGACAACCCACGCUCCAGCUCUCACCCUCGUCGCCAUCCGUUCCCCACCCCGCUUCGAACACCUCAACCCACCCUCCCCUCGCCCUGUUCCAGCCUGCUGUGCAGCCUGGAUCACUCUCGACACUCGAAAAGCGCAGGGCGCGGUCCCGCUCGCCGUCUCCGUCACCUGUUGUGUCGCCGGUGCAUCACCUCGCUCAGGCCGGACUUGGGCUCGCCUCGCCCGGUCUGCCAGCGAGCCCGUUCGGCAUGCACGGAGACGAGUUGGAGCGACUGGUGGGCGCGUCUGAGCGGCAGGAGGGGCAGCGAGGGAGGACAACGUCGCUCGGUUUCGUCGAGCCUGAGAUGCCGCAGCGUUCGUCGCAGCAGCAGAGCCGUGGGCGGGAACGGAAGAAGAGCUUCAUUGGCUUGGGUUUCGGAGGCGGCAAUAGCAGCGAGAGCGAGGGUGCUUCGCUGGGACGGCGCAGAUUCGGCUUGGGCGGUGGGGCGAGUUCGAACGCCGUGGACAAUCCGGCGCGAGCGCUUGCGGCCGACGGUGUACUGACCUUUCGCCCUGUCCUCGACCUCCUUCGCGACUCUCCCUCGCGCUCAACGCCCGCAGAAGCCUCGUCACCGGUACCCGACCACGCCAAGCCGACUCCGAAGAAGGGCGGAACCAGCGGUGCGAGGGCCUUCUUGAGACGUGCGAGGAGCUUCGGAACGAGUCCCGUCCUCGGUUCGUCGAACGGCGGAACGUUCGCCGCCCCGACCUUGGCAGACCAGCAUCCACCUCUUCCACUCAGUUCGCCCGUAUUGCCUCUCCCCCGAUUAUCGACUUCCUCCCUCUCGGUCGACACCGCCUCGCCUGUCGACUCGCCCGCUCCUCUUUCCGGAACUUCGACGCCCCUCACUCCGCACAGCCCCUACUACCACAACUACCCUUCGACUUCAUCCGCAUACCUCCCCUCCCCCCAGCUCGGCCGAUCGCACUCGUCCAGCGCGACUGGAAGUACGAUGGUCCUCCCCGAACCGAUUCCCUCACAGCCACAUUGGCUCUUUGCGCCCGCGCCUAGCUCGUCCGCUUCUCGCGAUGCGGCUAGUUCGCCUCGAAGUUCGGUCGAGCAGAGCAGGCGGAGAUCAGCGGAUGAGCGAACGCGAGACUCGCAUGAGUCGUCGAGCGGGCGGAGCAUCACGCAUGGCAAGGGGAAGGGAAAGGCGAAGGAGGGCGAGCGGGAACGAGGACUGAGUGCGCCGUCGCCUGCUCAGACUCCGAAGCGUAAGACGCGGCGGGCGACACUCGGCGGCUUGUUCGGCCGGAAAGAGCCAAAGGCCGGUCGGACGACUCGCGAGAACAGCCUCGCAAGUGACGGCGUUCCAACCGCGAGCAUUCCUUCCCUUCCCUCCUUGCCUUCUCUCCAACUCUCCAACAACCCGUACCGCAUGUCUUGGGCGUUCGGUCGCGAGUCACCAAGCAACUCGCCGGAGAAGGGCAGGUCUGAUCCGCCGACGAGCAGCAGGAGGAGUCCGUCGAGGGGCGAGCGGCCGACCUUGUCUAUCACGACAACUCCGACCGACACGCCUGCGCCUGCGUCACCUGUAGACCAAGUGUCGCCGUCUCGUCCGCCUCUCGUCGGCGCGCACACGCUGCCUUUGCCAAUCGCUCCACCGCUCGAGCAAGCCAAGUCCUCCGACUCCGGUUCCACAUUGAUGAUCCGAGCACCCGCUCAGACGUCCGCCUCGCCUACUACGCCUACGCCGCCCGGAUACGUUUUGUCUCGCGGCGGACUUAGCGCAUCGACUCCGCCGAGCCUGCGUCGAAGCAACUCGUAUGCCCCCCCCUCGACUUCGCGUGUCGCCUUCGCUGGCUCGACUGCGCCUCUCACGCCUUCGCCCCUCUCUUCUCCCGUGAAGGAACGCCUCAAUCCGCUCUCCACCUCGUCUUCGCCCGGUGCCGAGGCGCCCCCGCCUCUCCCGUCUCCCGGCUCGACUACCGCCCCUCAGGCAAGCCCAUCUCUCGCUCGCACUCUCAUCAAGACUCGAGCGGCGAGGUCGCAGUCGGACGCUUCGGACCGCAGGUCUCCCUCGCUUUCGACGCCGCCUGCGUACGCUUUCAGCGGGCGCAACAUGGUCGUCGGCGGACUCGGCAUUCCUCCUGGAGGCGGAUACUUCGCGCAGGCGCACCAAAAGGUCGGCGCAUCUCGUCUGACAACGGCAGACAGCACGACGGGCGGGGCAAGCCUAGGCGGGAGGUCGAGCGUCUUUGGCUCGCUCGGCAGCUUCUUCGGCGGCGGCGCGGCAGCGAGCCAGAACAUGAGCCGGAGCUCGAGCGCUGCGACGACUGGAACGACUGGCGGUGGCACGCCGGCGACAUCGCCUGGGUUGUCGACAGCCGGCGAAGUCAGCGAGUUUGGCGCGCUGUUCGACCAGAAGCGCUCCUCGUCGCAGGCUCGGCCCAACAGCUCGCGCAGACGAGGCCUCAGCGUCGGUGCUGGCAUCGGCAGCUUCUUCGGCGGCGGCGGAUCAGCAGGGACUGGCAGCGUUUCCAGCCUUCACUCGAUCGGCCCGUCCCCAUCCUCAGCAACGACCUCGCCAUCCAAGGUGCAGAUGCGCGAGCGCUCUGGUAGCGCGUCAAGCGUCAACUCGUCGACUCUUGCGCCGCCCGAUUACGGCGGCUCAGUCGGCGGCCGGAUGCGCGCAUUGACGGAUCCGAAUCGGCGCUUCAGCUUCUCGCUCGGAGGCGCACCAGGCGGAUCCGCCAGCUUGGCACCGCCAGGUUCGAGCGGAGGUCGACCCGUCACGGCGGAUGGCUCGACGAGUUCUGCAGGUCGCGGAAAUCGGUCUCGCGGCAACAGCCUGAGCACGAAUCUUCCGCCCGAGCCGAAGAAGGUGCGCAAGCCACCCAAGCCGAGGGACGGCGAAUCGCCUGAAGAAUACGUCAGGCGGCUGGUCGAGGGCGACAGCGCGAGUCGGCGGGCUUCACGGGUCGAAACAGCGGACGGCGAUGCGCAGGAGGUGAUGCUCGACUCGAAUGGAAAUUCGGACAGCGUGAGCGCUGAGAAGCACGAAGAAGAGGGCGAUGAGGCGAAUGGGCCAUUGCCAAAGGGCGAGGUGACGAAGAUUCUGUCGCUGAGCGCCGACCCCUUCUACGCCGCCGCCCUGCAAGCGUACCUCCGCUACUUUCCUUUCCAGCAGCUCGCCCUGGACAUCGCCCUCCGCGUCUUCUUGUGCUCCGCUUCGCUGCCGUCCGAGACGCAGCAGAUCGAUCGCGUCAUGGAGGCUUUCGCUCGCCGAUACGUCGAGUGCAACCCCGGCCUGUUCGGACCGCCGCCGAAGAAGCGGGACGUUGGCGACGAAGGGCUUUCUGCGGAAGGGACGGAGGAAGGGCGGUUCGGGGCGCGCAAGGAUGGCCAGCAGGAGAGCGACGUCCCCUACGUCCUCGCUUUCUCGAUGGUCAUGCUCAACACCGACCACUUCAACCCGAACGCGAAGAGCAAGAUGACAAAAGCCGACUACAUCAAGAAUACGCGCAUCGACGGCGUUGCGCCGGAGAUUCUCGAGUACCUGUACGACCAAAUCACGCUCGCGCCCUUCAUUUUUGUCGAUGACGGGAUGCCCGGAGCCGGCUUCCUCGGUCCGUCAACGUCGACUGCUUCACUCCUAGGCGGGAGCAUCGGACCCAGCGGCAGCUCCGCCAGCGUUGCGAGCAGCGCAGCUGCCAACAGUGGUCUCUUCACCAACAAUGCUUCGAAGGGCAAGGUCGACCCGUACCACCUGAUUGCGACGAAUCAGACGCGACGCUUCCGAGUCGACGUCGAAAGUCACAUCCCGUCCAAAAGCCCUUUCUCCUUCAGCGGAACGACGUCCUUCUUCGACACUACGUCGUUGCACUCGCUCUUUGCUCGUGCACCCGUGCUGCAGAUUCAGAACCGUCCGCGGACCUCGCGCUCAAAUAGUUCCACCUUUGCUUCGGCUGCUCCAUACUCUCUGCCACUUCCUUCUCCGCCUGUCACGACCGUGCCGCUCCCGCCUUCGCCUGAUCCCGCCCUCGCCGGCUCCCCCUUGACACCAACGGUCAGCAACGGCACCUUCAUUGCGGACGCGCCGAAAAAGAAGGACAGGCCGCCAAUCUCGUCCUUGAAAAUCACCAAGGUCGGGCUGCUCAGUCGCAAGGAGGAUCUGGCGGAGGGAGGGAAGAAGGCGGCGAGUCGCAAGUGGCGGGGCUGGAGCGUCGUGCUCACCGGCAGCCAGCUCCUCUUCUUCAAGGACCCGAACUUCGCAGCCGCGCUGCAGCAGUCGCUGCGUGCAGCCGCGCAAGACUCGACGCCGCGUCCGAACGACUCGUCCGUCCUCAGCUUCACCUAUCCCGGCUCCUUCAAGCCUGAUGCUGUCCUGUCGCUGGCGAACACGGCGGCGAUUUACGAUGCGACCUAUUCGAAGUACCGAAACGUCUUCCGGUUUGUCGCACCAGCUGGACGGCAGUACUUGUUUCAGGCGCACAAUGAGGACGAGCUGAAUUCCUGGUUGAGCGCGAUCAACUUCUCCGCCGCCUUCAAGUCCGCCAACAUCCGUAUCCGCCCUCUCCAGCCCGCCUUUCCGUCUCCACUUCCUUCGUCGCCUCGCCCAUCUCUUUCGCCGUUCCAGCCUCAGCCCGCCUUCGACUCCGCUCGCGCGCCGGCGUCCGAGGCGUCGUCUCGUCCAACAACGCCUCGAAUGGUUCGCAGCGCUGCGCAAGACUCACUCGCGACUGCUCAGAGCCCGAAUCUUCUGCACGACGGCUCGUCUACCACGCCCAGAUCCAGUUCGGCCACUCCCAGCCGGUCUGAUGACAUCUCCAGGCCGUCCAUCGAGGACCGAGACGACGAGACACCCUUGUCCAUGCUCAUGACGCCUCGUGCUGGCUCGUUGGGCACGAGCGCUAGCGGCAUCGCGGGCGCGUCUCAGCCGAUCACGGCGCGAGCCGAUUUGCUUAGAUCUCGAAUCAACAACCUCGACGUCGAGAUCAGGUCCGCCAAAGAGAGACUUCAAGCCGAUCUUCGCCUCGCCAAGCACCUCGCCAUCUUGACGCCCUUCCGCUCUGCAACUCGCGAGCGCGUCCUUAUGGCGAUCCCGCCUAUCGAGAAGCGCGUUCGCCACACCCGCAUGCACCUCGCCAAGCUCAUCUGCUACCGCGAAGUCCUCUCUCGCGACUUGCUCGUCGAGGAUCGCGAAGCAGAGCGGCUGCUGCGGAAGCAUUCGUUGCACCGGACGCACAGCCGUCGCACGUCUUCCGUCCCUCGACAGCGGAGCCCAUCUCGUCAGCACUCGCGCCACUCGAGCGCCACCGGUCCAGCUCGCCCUUCACAUCUCUCGCAUUCGACUACAUCUCCCCGACGGAUGAAGGCGUCCCACACCGACAGCGAGCGAACCUCGUUCGAGUCGGCCGCGGAAUCCCUGUCCGCUCUCGCGAACGGCACCGACCUGGACCAGCCCCUCUCCUUGACCGACGACGAGCUCGAUCGCCUUCAGCUGCGCUCCCCGCCGCUCAUGCAGCGGUCCAAGACGGAGACGGACUGGCAGAACGUUGUCCCGCUGGAACGGCUCUCGCUCGACCCGCCUGAUCCGUCGGCGUCCAACAGGCUGCGCAGCAACUCGGAGCUCCUCAGCGAAGACGAUUUCGAGUCCCGCCUUCGCGAUUCCGAAGGGCGUGCGAGGGCGUCGUCGGCGAGCAGCAACGGGGGCGCCAGAAGCGCCGAGACGAGUCCCCCUCCGCCGACCAUCCAUGAGGGCGUCUUGUCGACCCUCCGCUAG
This is a messenger RNA of Rhodotorula toruloides NP11, 5781 nucleotides long. RefSeq names its product ARF guanyl-nucleotide exchange factor. Lineage: Eukaryota; Fungi; Basidiomycota; Microbotryomycetes; Sporidiobolales; Sporidiobolaceae. Gene Ontology annotation, molecular function: guanyl-nucleotide exchange factor activity. The record is from RefSeq and is a predicted model, not a curated record. The transcript has 11 exons. The coding region runs from base 1 to 5781 and encodes 1926 amino acids. Gene Ontology annotation, biological process: regulation of ARF protein signal transduction.